AAAUUUCUUUUGUUUUACAACACUCUUUUCUGAAAAAUGUCAGAUUUUGACGAUUCUGAUUCAGAAUUUCAAGGAUUUGAGCUAAGAUCACCUCAGAUCCAUGUAAAAGAAUUCUUGAUAGUCGAAGAAGAAACUCCAAAAAUCAUCAAAAAGGAAGAGGUUCCAAGGAAGUUCGAAUCCGAGUUUGUUGGCUCAUUUCUGGGAGAAAGUCCAGUUGUACUUUCAAAAGAAACAGCGUUUGGAGAAGCUGGAGAGUCGGAAGUUCUGGAUUGGGAUGCCAGUACAGUUUUCAACAGCCUAGCUUGCCCUGAAAACAACCUAGAAAAGUCAGUAUGCGUCAUUCGUCUCCACGACGUCCUCACAAAAUCCGAAAUGGGAGUACACAAAAUGAAGCGACAACUUAUUCAUUGCGGACAGCUCCUUGAUGAAUAUUCUCCUCAACAACGUCGUGAUUUGGGCUUUGAUGAUUCUCAAAAUGUGAAGAAUCUUCUUCAAAUGAUCCGAGCGUUCCGGUCAACUGUUAAAAUCAUGCUGAUCGACGUGGAGGAUCUUCAGGACCAGAUUACACAAGAAGCGCAAGAUGAGACCCCAAUUAUAUCCAAAUUUUCGAAACUUUUAUACGUUUCCGGUGCAUUAGCCGUCAUUCCUAUUUGUUGGUUUAUGUACCGCAGAUUUUGUUAAGUUAUCUUUUAAAUCUUGAAUAAAAAUUUAAAAAA
Caenorhabditis elegans is the source of this 716-nucleotide messenger RNA. RefSeq lists its product as uncharacterized. Bases 37 to 681 code for a protein of 214 amino acids. The record is from RefSeq and is marked reviewed. NCBI's taxonomy places the organism in Eukaryota, Metazoa, Nematoda, Chromadorea, Rhabditida, Rhabditidae. The transcript is spliced from 4 exons.